AUGCGUAUAUCCCUACUCGUGCUUGCCCUCGCGAGCUUUUGCAUAUCCACAUUUGCCCUCGACUUGAAGGGCCGCAUACACUGGAACGACCAUUGCAAAGGUCUCAACGAACUUGGACAGACCAAGGUAGCGCUUGACAAUGGAAAGCUGCAUGGAGGGGUGACACGAGAUGGCUCGUUCGAGAUCCCCGAUGUCCCACCAGGGACGUACGUGCUCUCCGUACAAGCCCCCGACCAUGCAUUUGAGCAGAUGCGUGUCGACGUGUUCGAGACCGACUCCCUCCCCGAAGUGCGCCCGUACUUCCCCGGGACGCCGCUCUCGGCCGCGUCGACGGUGACGCUCCCGUACCCGAUCCAGCUCGCCGCGCGGGUGCGGUACGACUUCUUCGUCCCGCGCGAGAGCUUCAACCUGCUCGCGAUGUUCCAGAACCCGAUGAUGAUGAUGAUGCUCGGCGCGGGCGUGCUCGUCCUGCUCAUGCCGAUGAUGAUGAAGAACAUGGACCCGGAGGUCAUGGAGGAAUUCAAGGAGCGGCACGCCAAAAUGACCGGCGCCGGCGCGCAGUUGCAAAGCGGGGACCUUUCAGGCGGGCUAUCUCAGCUGUUCGCCGCGGCGAGCGAGGAUUCCAAAGCGGUGACGUCGGGCCAGUCGAAGAAUGCGAGUGCCUCGGGAGCGAAGCAGCGCAGUGGCAAGGGCAAACGUCGGUAA
Epithele typhae is the source of this 705-nucleotide messenger RNA. RefSeq lists its product as uncharacterized. Gene Ontology annotation, cellular component: EMC complex. Gene Ontology annotation, molecular function: carbohydrate binding. The coding region runs from base 1 to 705 and encodes 234 amino acids. The transcript has 7 exons. Lineage: Eukaryota; Fungi; Basidiomycota; Agaricomycetes; Polyporales; Epitheliaceae. The record is from RefSeq and is a predicted model, not a curated record.